Messenger RNA from Mytilus californianus (California mussel), 1710 nucleotides. RefSeq lists its product as uncharacterized. Lineage: Eukaryota; Metazoa; Mollusca; Bivalvia; Mytilida; Mytilidae. The transcript has 11 exons. The record is from RefSeq and is a predicted model, not a curated record. The coding region runs from base 120 to 1097 and encodes 325 amino acids.
AUCUAUUUGAUAUCAUGUUUACAAAAAAUAGAAGUAACUUUUUUAAACAUGCAUUAUUUAAGAAUGAAGAGCAAAUUAAAAAGUUAAAAACAAACAUGGCAUGAUCAGUACAAGUACAAAUGAAGGGAGCUAUUAUACUAUUAACUUCUAUAACAAUCACAGGUAUAUUGUCAUGCCAGGACCGCUUGUGUAUGUGUUUGACAUGGAAAGUUAAAAAUAGUAGUCUUGUUUUGACUUGUAAAACAACAACUCUUUCAAUGGUUGUUUCUUUGAACGAUCCAUUGGAUAAAGAACAAGGAUUUUGUGCGCAUCCAAUACCAUACACCCAUUGUUAUCCUCGCUUAAAGAAUGUAAGAAUACAUCAAAAUAUAAAAACGAAUGAGACAAUUUUUUACGUCGCUGGUCCCCUUGAUAAGCGUAUGAAUGGGAACUGGACAUGUAGGCAUGGAGUUAAUGUUGAAUCCGUAACUGUUGAAGUAACGUUGCCCAAUUCUCAAGAAAGAAAAACAAGAUCAUAUUGCUGGCAACUUCUAUUGUUGUGUACUAUUUCUGGAUUUGUGCUGUUCUACAUUUUAUCGCAAUUAUUUUUAUAUAUUACGUUUUCUCCUUGCACUGGAUCAUGUUCAGAAAAUUCAUGCUUAAAGACACUUGGUAAAAAAAUCUGGAUAGGAAGAAGAAAUAUGAUAGAGAGAAUAACAGACUCCUGUAUGUGCUUACAGAAAAAUAAAGAAUUUUCUAUGAAAGCAAUUAAAAGAGCAUUCGUUUGUUUAUUAUUGGUGCUAAUGGUUGCUAUUCCAGUAGCUGUCGGGUUCAGCCAGAAAGGCAUGUGUUCAGGAAAUCUUGGUUUUAUACCUAUUGGAUUUGUAUUUGGUUUUAUAGUACGAAUGCUUCUUAUGGACGAAAGAGGUACUGAAAGAGAAAAAAGCUUCAUAAACGGCUGUUGCUGUUUGUCGUGUAAAGGGAAAGAAGAAGAACAGACCGACCCAAAGGAACACGAUAAUUUUAUGGAUAACGAAGAAGACCAAACGAACACGGAAAGACAAGCGGAUAUACAGAUGCUCAAUGUUCCUGGUACUUCAACUGAAAGUGACACAUGAAAUUGAUUGAGGCAAUAGUAAAUGACCAUAACGACGUAUUCAGGAAAACAAAAGGGAUUUAAUAUGUGUGGUGAUUUGUGUUAUUGUUGUAUCAGAUAGAGGUGUGUUUUACAUUCAUGUCAUUCAAUGAGGCAUACCAAAGGUGUAACGAAUUACUUUAUGAAUAAAACACAAAUGGGCUAACCGUACUUAGAAUUUAUGUACAAAAGAGAGAAGAAGAAAAAAUGACCGCCAAUAAUCGCAAUUUUCACAGAAUUGGGAGACGGCUUCGAUUAUUGACUUUAUAAACAAUAAAUUAUAUUCUCUUAUGUUUGAGGUGUGUUUUCUAUUUCUCGCAUGAAGAGACAUUUCUCGUGCCACACUGCACAGAGUGUGAAACGAAAAAUGCGUUAAUUCAAUUGGCUUAUCCAGCAUCAUUAAAUGAUUUUGCGACAUUUCCAUUUGCUAUUCGUCAUGUCAUUGAUGACUUGCAAAAGUCAAAACAAUGUACAUUUCCUUCAUGACAACGGAGAUAUGUAAUUCUUUAAAAAAUCUACAAAAAUCUCACUUUUCACCAGAACUUCUUAUUUUUGUCAAUUUUGAACACUCUGAAGCGAAUAAAAGUGUCAAAACG